GCGCUUGGGGAAGUUAGAGGUAUCAAGAGAUUUGGACAUGCUUUCUGUCCUUUGGAUGAAGCACUUUCACGUGCAGUGGUUGAUAUUUCCGGUCGACCAUUCGCCUGUAUUGAUCUUAAUCUUCAGCGACCUAGUAUCGGUGAGGGCGAUUGA
Molecule: messenger RNA, 153 nt
Organism: Sphaeroforma arctica JP610
Lineage: Eukaryota; Ichthyosporea; Ichthyophonida
Exons: 1
Biological process (GO): L-histidine biosynthetic process
Molecular function (GO): imidazoleglycerol-phosphate dehydratase activity
Source: RefSeq, a predicted model, not a curated record